Messenger RNA from Penicillium nucicola, 1623 nucleotides. Its product is annotated as fungal specific transcription factor domain-containing protein. Bases 1 to 1623 code for a protein of 540 amino acids. NCBI's taxonomy places the organism in Eukaryota, Fungi, Ascomycota, Eurotiomycetes, Eurotiales, Aspergillaceae. Gene Ontology annotation, cellular component: nucleus. Gene Ontology annotation, biological process: positive regulation of transcription by RNA polymerase II. The transcript is spliced from 2 exons. The record is from RefSeq and is a predicted model, not a curated record. Gene Ontology annotation, molecular function: DNA-binding transcription factor activity; transcription cis-regulatory region binding.
AUGGCACUGACUUCUUGCAAUGCAGCUCAUGACCAAGCACAGAAUUCAGCCGAUUUGGUCUCGUCAACUGGCGAGAACUCCAUCGUGUCAAUCUUAGAAGAGCUUGACCAGCAAAGCGAUAGCAUUUGCCUGAAUGAGAUCUUAUGCAAUGGUCCAUUCCACGUGUUUCAACAUGAGGAAGUGCAACCUACCCAGCUCGAUACUCUAUCCGAGAUUCUCGGUCCAGGGUACUGGGAUACUUCAAUCGCCGAUAUCGAUCAUUUAGUUUUGGCUCAUGAUAGUUCACUUCAGCUUGCCAACCUGGACAAUCCGGAGCUUAUCAACUUUGAUGCAGAGCUGCUUACUUCCUCGCGGGACCUAUCUGCAUUUAGCGCGUUGGCUUUUUCUGGCGCCAACACGCCUGCGCCACCAAUUUCAUUGUCUGUUUCUUGCGGGGAGUCCCCAGCAGAUCUUAUUGACUUUACUCUGUCGACCGCUAAGAUGUUACUUGGCCAUUAUCGAGACACUAUGGUAUCAUUCUUUACCCCUGCACGGGUCGCGGCGCAGUCCCCGUGGGAAACAAUGUACAUUCCCAGUGUAUUCUGCACUGUGGGCGAAAUUCAACUAUCAGGAACCAGCAGCAACGCCAAAUUAUCUCUGCUGUUUGCAAUCUUUGCGGUGGUGAGUGGGAAUAUGAAACAUGCAGCAUACUAUUUGAGAGAUAUUGAGGAGAUCAUCAAUUUGUAUGGUAUGCGCAAAGUUGCUCGCUCAUCCAAAGUGCGCAUGCUUCAUGGUAUCUACCUCUAUCUCAGAGUAUUAACCGAGCGUGCUUGCGCCGAUGACCAACGGCCGAACGCAGGCGUUGGGGACCGCCACAUAGCCUUGUCAGGCGAAGCUUCAUAUCCACAGCUUGCAAAAUGGGAUCAAAUCCUUGGAUUCACUUCAUCCGGGUCACAUUCUGACCUCUCGGCAAUUCAUAACAUCCCAAGCCAUCUACCUUACAAAUCAGCAUUCGAAGAAAUAUACUCUGUCCCGCAAUCACUGUUUAAACUUAUCCUUCAAACAACGCAACUGAUGAGACGCGUUCAAAAAAUGCAGAAUUUUGGCAGAUCAAUGGCCACUGAUCACGAUGCACUUGCGGUAACGGUCAAGGAGUUGGAGACCAACAUUUGCGAUUGGGAAAGUCAGACUCGUGAUGAUAUUGAAUCUCAUCGCGCAGCAAGUACCCCUCAGAAAGAAGAAUUUCCGUAUCAUCUCGUUCAAGCAGUCCAAAAAGCCCUGCUCAUCUACUUUUAUCGAUGUAUCAGAGACGUCAACCCGGCCACCUUACAGCUUUACGUGCAGCAGACCAUCUAUCAUCUGCUUGAAUACGAUAAGCAAAAGAAGAAUCACAAAGACCAGUCCGCCAAUACUUGCUGGCCAGGGUUCAUCGCGGGAUGCGAGGCACAGGAUCCCCAUCUCCGAGAUGAGAUUGCCAACUGGCUUGAUCGAUCGGGUCAGUCUACUGGUAUUCGCAUGUUCACUGUAGCUCGUGAGGCAAUCCAGAAGGUUUGGCAGGCUCGGAGCUGUCCUGGUAUGGAAAGCGUUCCUUGGAAUCAGGUGCUAGACAAAUAUAGUGACCUCAGGGUUUUAGUGUUAAGCUAA